AUGAAGUUCUCUACCGUUGCUGCUACCAUCGCUUCCACUUUUGCCGUUGCUUCUGCCGCUUCCGAAUCUGUUACCUAUGUUGAUAUCACCGUUACUCCAGAAGUCACCACCUCUAUGGUUUCCACCGUUAAGGUAACUUCAACUCCAUACACAACCACCACUUUGUCAUUUGCAGUUCAAAGUAAUUCAGUUUCCCAUAAUGAAACCACAAGUAACAGCACUCAAACUACCACUGUUUCCUUAUUUGAAGGUGCUGGUAAUACUGCUCAAGUCGGUGCCGGUGCAUUGGUUGCUGCUGUUGCCGCAGCUCUACUAUUAUAA
Vanderwaltozyma polyspora DSM 70294 is the source of this 321-nucleotide messenger RNA. It is a transcript of the gene TOS6, whose product is annotated as Tos6p. The transcript has a single exon. The record is from RefSeq and is a predicted model, not a curated record. NCBI's taxonomy places the organism in Eukaryota, Fungi, Ascomycota, Saccharomycetes, Saccharomycetales, Saccharomycetaceae. The coding region runs from base 1 to 321 and encodes 106 amino acids.